GCCUAUGACUGUCGUGCGCAACACAAUGCCGCUACUGUACGGACAAAAUAGAGCUUCUGCACUUUGAGUCAGUUUUUUGGCCAACUGUGUCAACAUGAGAGUAUAAAACAAGUUAUAGCGUCCUUAUAAGAUAUUUAGGGGACAUUAAUGUGCGGUGACAGCUUGUUGACAAGAGGAUGGACUUCAGCAGGACUGUUCUUGUGACUGGAGGCUCUGGAUUCAUUGGCUCCCAUUUGGUGUGUUCACUGGUCAACAAACACCCGGAAUGGAGGGUUAUUAACCUGGAUAAUCUGGAUUACUGCUGCAGCCCAAGGAGUUUAGAAAGCAUUGAAGACAAAAAUAACUACACCUUUAUCAGGGGAGAUGUGUGUAACUCGCGGCUGAUGAAUCACAUCUUCAAAACAGAAAACAUUGACGUCAUCUUUCACCUGGCAGCCAAAACACACGUUGAGGCAUCCUUUGAAUCCCCGUCCAGUUUCCAGCAUGUAAACGUUGACGGUACCAGAGUUUUACUUGCAGCUGCCCAUCAGGCCGGACACCAACCACAGCGCUUCAUCUACGUCAGCACUGAUGAAGUGUAUGGAGGGAGUCUGGAGGAGGUGUUUGAUGAGAGCAGUCCAGUGAGGCCCACCAACCCGUAUUCUGCCACGAAAGCAGCAGCGGAGUAUCUGGUUAGGUCCUACUGGGACCAGUAUCAGUUUCCCAUCAUCAUUACCAGAAGCAACAACAUCUACGGGCCCAGACAGUUUACUGAGAAGGUUAUUCCAAGGUUUCUCACCCUUCUGCAGAUGAAUAAGAAAUGCACCAUUCAGGGGACUCUCCCAAUAUCCCGCCAUUUCCUGUUUGUCAGUGAUGCCAUCAACGCCUUCCUGCUGGUACUGGAGAAAGGGAUUGUGGGAGAAAUCUACAAUGUAGGGACAAGCUGUGAAAUUCCCAUCGUUCAGCUGGCGCAGGAACUUGUGAAGAUGGUGAAGAAUGUACCGGACUCUGAGGUGAACGACUGGCUCGAGUUUGUGCCAGACAGGCCGCGGGUCGACCUGUGUUACCCAAUCAAAAGCGAGAAGCUGCAUCACCUGGGCUGGAGAGCAGAAGUGUCCUGGGCGGAAGGCAUCAGACAUACUGUGAAAUGGUACCAAGACAACCCAGACUUCUGGUUGGAGAAAAGGGACCAGCCUAGUGAGCUCUGUUAGCCCUGCAGCUUGACUGACAGGCGACAACGCGGACCAAGAUAGACUUCUUUCACCAAAUCACGUGUUAAAGGACAAAAUGUAUUGCUGAUUUACAGUUUGCUCAAAAAAUUAUUUUUGUUAUUUAAAGUUUUUUAAUCAGCCAUGUCUGUAGUAUCAGACAAACCGAACCUGAAGUGCCAAACAGGAAGGCAGAGCCUCCCCGCAGCCAAAGCAAAGCCUCAGCAGGAGAUCAACGCACUUUAUAUUAAAUUCUUAUAUCUGCAAGUCGGUUUUUGCUUUGUCAUGCUACUUGAAAAAUCUCAGCCUUUUAAGAAUUCCGCAUCUUUUCCAGGAUUUUGAUCAUCUGUUCUAACUGUCUAACAUUUUGCUGGCAAAUUCCUUAUUUAACCGGAUCUAGAGUUUUAAAUAGCUCAAUGAUUUCGUUGUGUAUUUUUUUUACAAUUUACAAAGCGGACCAGCUUUUAUAGAAAGAUAAAGAAUGUUUCAUGCAGGUUUUCUAUCCCACAUUUCUUAUUUUAAACAAGUUCUCUCUUUGUGGAGAAAACCCUUUUUUUCGGAGACACCUCCAAAAGGGACGUCGGUUUUAGGCCAGAUUAUAAACACACUUUAACUAGUUGUCUUACUCUUGAAGACACCCGUCAGGUUCCUGAUCACACAUUUACAGUAGACAACUAAACUCUUUAGCAACUACAAGUAAUUUAACACCUUAUUUCUGUGAAUCUUCAUAUACUUUUUUAAAACUGCCUUAUGAGGACAAGAAGGAAACUUCAGCCAGGAACAUUUCAUAAAUACUGGUAUUUUCAUUUGAUGCUGUUAAACUUUGAAUAAACAUGUUUAAUAAUUUGAAGGCAUCACAGACAUUUUUAUGUUUUUUUUUUCCUGAUCAUCUGAAACUUGAAAUGCCCAAACACAAACACACACACAAAAGAACAGAUCAAAACACUGAUCACAUCUGCAAAUCCAAACCUUUAAUUGUGGUAAAAUCAGAAUAGUUGCA
Molecule: messenger RNA, 2187 nt
Organism: Melanotaenia boesemani (Boeseman's rainbowfish)
Lineage: Eukaryota; Metazoa; Chordata; Actinopteri; Atheriniformes; Melanotaeniidae
Product: dTDP-D-glucose 4,6-dehydratase-like
Exons: 12
Coding region: 177-1190 (337 amino acids)
Biological process (GO): nucleotide-sugar metabolic process
Molecular function (GO): dTDP-glucose 4,6-dehydratase activity
Source: RefSeq, a predicted model, not a curated record